UUCUUCUUCUUGAACAACGCUCAAACUCAAUAGUGUAACACACAACCUCGGUCCCUCCAUGGACCCCCACCAUCACCAUGGCCUCGCAGAAGAAGAAUUCAGAGCCCUUGAGCCCAUCAUCCAAAACUACCACACCUUUGAGCCAUCUCCAAACACCUGCACUUCUCUCAUAACACAGAAGAUUGAUGCCCCAGCCCAAGUGGUCUGGCCCUUUGUGAGAAGCUUUGAGAACCCCCAGAAGUACAAGCACUUCAUCAAGGAUUGCACCAUGAGGGGUGAUGGUGGGGUUGGGAGUAUAAGAGAAGUCACUGUGGUUUCUGGGCUUCCAGCCUCCACCAGCACAGAGAGGCUUGAGAUUCUGGAUGAUGAGAAGCAUAUCCUAAGCUUCAGAGUUGUUGGAGGGGAGCACAGACUGAAUAAUUAUCGAUCAGUGACUUCAGUAAACGAUUUUUCCAAAGAAGGGAAGGAUUACACCAUCGUUUUGGAGUCUUAUAUUGUGGACAUACCAGAAGGGAACACAGGAGAAGACACCAAGAUGUUUGUGGACACUGUUGUGAAGCUCAAUCUUCAGAAGCUUGCAGUUGUGGCCAUCACUUCUCUGCAUGAAAAUGAGUGAUAACAUCCCAUCAAGUGUAAGUCUUUUUUUUUUUCUUUUUCUUUUUCUUUUUUAGGAAUUCUGUGGAAUUCAAACAGUGGGGUGGUAUGGGUUUUGUUAGUUUGGGAAUUGGGGUUUGGGGAUUGGUUUGUAUAUGUGUUCUUUUCUUAAGUUUUGUUUGGGUGCAUGCAUUCAAAUAGUGUUGAAAAUCUUGUGUUUCCUCUUCAAUAAAUGAUCAAAUCUCCAUUCAAAUUAA
This is a messenger RNA of Vitis riparia (riverbank grape), 851 nucleotides long. RefSeq names its product abscisic acid receptor PYL2-like. The coding region runs from base 59 to 616 and encodes 185 amino acids. Gene Ontology annotation, biological process: abscisic acid-activated signaling pathway. Gene Ontology annotation, molecular function: signaling receptor activity; protein phosphatase inhibitor activity; abscisic acid binding. The record is from RefSeq and is a predicted model, not a curated record. The transcript has a single exon. Gene Ontology annotation, cellular component: cytoplasm; nucleus. NCBI's taxonomy places the organism in Eukaryota, Viridiplantae, Streptophyta, Magnoliopsida, Vitales, Vitaceae.